This is a messenger RNA of Ambispora gerdemannii, 315 nucleotides long. NCBI's taxonomy places the organism in Eukaryota, Fungi, Glomeromycota, Glomeromycetes, Archaeosporales, Ambisporaceae. The record is from the annotation of a GenBank genome assembly.
AUGCAAUACGCGACAGCAAAAGUUUCGAAUGAUCUAACCAUUGAUAUCCCCCUGCCAACACUCAAAGUACUCCUGGAAAUUAAAAAGAACAGUUUAUCUCUGGAAACCUCUUUGGUUAACAAUCAAAUCAAUAAAAGCGCAUUUGGGUUGUUUCUACUUGCAUUUGAGAACGAAGUUUAUAAACAAACAAGAUUGUCUGCAAAAUUGUGGGGUAAAUUUGCAGCGGCUGGAAGAGAAACUUGGAUAAAUGCAAAUGAGGAAUAUCGAGGUGCUUUUGAUAAAUUGGUUAUUGAACUAAAUUCUCAUGAUGAAUAG